Humulus lupulus (European hop) is the source of this 438-nucleotide messenger RNA. RefSeq names its product secreted RxLR effector protein 161-like. The transcript has a single exon. The record is from RefSeq and is a predicted model, not a curated record. The coding region runs from base 1 to 438 and encodes 145 amino acids. Lineage: Eukaryota; Viridiplantae; Streptophyta; Magnoliopsida; Rosales; Cannabaceae.
AUGAGUUGUACAAGACCUGAUAUAGCCUACGCAGUUAGUAAACUGAGUAGAUACACGAGCAAUCUAGGGUCUGACCACUGGAAAGGAAUAACAAGAGUACUUAGGUACUUGCGAUUUACUCGUAGUUAUGGGCUGUACUAUACUAAAUAUCCAGCAGUGCUUGAAGGGUAUUGUGAUGCUAAUUGGAUAUCUGAUAUGAAAGAUUCAAAAUCUACGAGUGGAUAUGUGUUCACACUUGGUGGUGCAGCUGUAUCAUGGAAAUCUUCUAAACAAACGGUAAUAGUUAGAUCCAUGAUGGUAUCUGAGUUUAUUGCCUUAGACAAGUGUGGCGAAGAAGUUGAAUGGUUUCGUCAAUUUUUAGAAGAUAUUCCAAAAUGGCCUAAACCAGUGCCAGCUAUUGGCAUACAUUGCAAUAUUCAAUCUGCAAUUGGUGUAUAA